CACCAUGUCCUCCGCGCUAUGACGGCGCCCCGCGGUAGACGUGCCGACGACAAUGUCGAACUACUGCCCCUGAAAUCGAUGCUAGUAAACAAUAAUUACAGGGAAGAUGAAGCUUACUACCCGCCCGCGCCCGUUUUCAGCAAUAAUCCCUCCAGUUCGAACCUGUACGACUAUACGCUUCUGUCAAAGCGUACACCGGCUUCAAAACGUAUACUCCGCUCGUCGCAGCCGGCGCCUACGCCGCUGCUGACACUAUGUGGGGCGCCGCCACCGUCUCGGAAGCGCGAAGAACUCACCGCGCUUGCGAAUUUGAAGAAAAAGGUCGCUCCUGCACUUUUACGCCAUGACAGAAAAUGUAGAAAUAGCAACGAGUCUUCCAAAGAUGACAGCGAACCCGAACAGCUCGACAAUAGGCCGAAACUUCUGCAAAGGGUGCUACAAUCCAAGCCGGUGAGCAUGGUAGUCCAAUGGAGCGAGGUGCGCACCGCUUGGCAGGACAGUGAUUUCAUUACCGAAUGCCUGUGUUGGCAUAAUGUGUACAGACAAAGGCACGGUGCCCCUCAACUUUAUAUGGCACCUGAGCUGUGCGACUACGCCCAAGCUUGGGCCAACCAUUUGGCACACACCAACAAAUUCCGCUACAGAAACGAUCGCGAUGUCGGACAGAAUCUGUACCAGCGACCCGUCAGCGACAUCCAGCCUGACGUGACUGGCCAAGAAGUGUCUUCGUACUGGUACGCAGCAGUCCGUCAAUACAACUUUUUCAAAGAGUCAGAUGUUCUUCACGCCAAUGUUAACGCAGGUCACUUCACACAAAUGGUCUGGGUGGCGACAAGGUUCUUCGGAGUUGGUAAAGCUAGAUCUCGUGCAGGUAAGGUGAUAGUCGUAGCCAAUUACUCUCCUCCAGGAAACCUGUCUGGACAGUUCGAGACUAACGUGCUGCCACCGCUGCCUGACAACUUCCCGGACAUCCCUCAGCCAGAACACUGACGACAAUUUUCCAUACGUGGCAGACGGCUCAAAAUCGAUGCCACGUUUAGGAAGUAAAACAACAUCCGAGCAGAUUACAAGUCAAUAGUAAAUUUAGACAUGAAAAAAUAGUUUACAUAUAUUAUAAUUUAGUGUGGUUCGAGCGGUGAUAUUCUCAUGAUACUUGUUUGAUAAUGGAUUUCAAAAUUUGUUUUGAAUUUGAUUUAUUUUUGGAAAAAAAUUCCCAAUAAUAAUAGUUAAUUAGGUUCAUUACACUGAUUUUCUAACUACAUAUUGAAUUAAAGAAUCCGAAAUAAAAACAAAAACUCAACAGUUUUAAGCACAAACAUCUACGUUAAGUAAAACCAAAGAUAAUACAAAUAUCACGGUAUAUCACGGUAUCAUCACAA
Molecule: messenger RNA, 1379 nt
Organism: Melitaea cinxia (Glanville fritillary)
Lineage: Eukaryota; Metazoa; Arthropoda; Insecta; Lepidoptera; Nymphalidae
Exons: 8
Coding region: 19-990 (323 amino acids)
Cellular component (GO): extracellular region
Source: RefSeq, a predicted model, not a curated record